Messenger RNA from Anoplopoma fimbria (sablefish), 1972 nucleotides. Its product is annotated as olfactomedin-4-like. Lineage: Eukaryota; Metazoa; Chordata; Actinopteri; Perciformes; Anoplopomatidae. Gene Ontology annotation, biological process: signal transduction. The record is from RefSeq and is a predicted model, not a curated record.
UCACAAUCCCAGAGAUAGUGGGAGUGUUCACCAGUUAGAAGCCUCUGCUACAGUCAGACUCACUGUCCUGUUCAAACCGAGUCCCUCUGAUCCACCAUGAAGCUGCAUAUGAUCGUCCCGCUGUGUGCUCUGUUCGCCCUCACCCAACAGGCACCUUCAAGUGAGUGUUCAUGUGAGUUGACUACUUCAGAGAAGUUAUUCCCUCAUGACAAACUCAAAGCGGUGGAGGACAGUGCAUCGAAAUGCAACAGCGACGUCAACCCAAAGAAGGUCUUCGAACUGGACAGUCUGCUGCUGGGUCUGGAGCGGCGUCUGCCCCAGCUGCAGGACGACGUGUCCAUACUGGAGAGGGAGGACGAUGGACAGCUCUACGGGGUGAUCAGCCUGCAGGUGAUCGAGAACGAGCUGAUGCAGAUCAACCAGCUUGUCGACAGGCUCAAGCGCAUCACCCUGGGACACCAGCGUUUGGCUGCCAACACCACUAAACAGUUGGAGGACCUGAAAGCAGAGAUGGAGGAGUUGGAGGCGUACGACACCAUGCAGGUGGUGAACACACAACAAUCCAACCAGCGUCUGAAGAGAGACCUGGAACAGUGCAAGACUGGACUCUACCCCACCAUUGAACCCAGUCAGCCUCCACGUGGUAACUGCCCCUACGGUCAAUUUCUGAACAUUUCCGGACCGAGGGUGAACACGGCAGGAGAGUCCGGCUCCUACAAGUAUGGAGCCUGGGGUCGGGAUCCCAAACCAGAGGCAGGGAAGGAGAGCUGGUAUUGGCUGGUAAUGUUGACCUCCAGCAACAGAUUCUCCAACUAUGUGCGUCGCUACACCAGCCUGAGCUCUCUCAUUGUUGGAGUGAGCACCCCAGGUAACGUCCUGAUCCACUCCUCUAACCCAACUACCAACACCGUCCAGGGUCCAAAUGUUGUGCUGUAUGGAGAGGCCUUGUACUACAACUGUUACAACCUAGAUACUGUUUGUCGAUUUAACCUCACCACCAAAACUGUUACGAAUUUCCAACUACCCAAAGGCACCAGGUUUAACUCAAAGGGUAACUUCUGCCACCUGGAUGAAUGCUACCCGUUCACCGACCUGGACCUGGCGACAGAUGAGUCAGGUGUCUGGGUGAUCUAUACCACCAACCAAAACUUUGGCAACCUGGUGCUGUCGAAGGUUGAGGAGGGGGACCCAAUGAGACUCGGCCAAACCUGGAGCACCUCGGUCUACAAGCAGGGGGUGACUAACACCUUCAUGGCCUGUGGCGUGCUCUAUGCGACACGAUACGUCACCAAAGAAGCAGAGGAGAUCUUCUACUCGUUUGACACCACAACAGGGGAGGAAAGGUUCAAUGUUGGCAUCUUCAUCAACAAGAUGUCUCCCAACAUUCAAGCCCUGAACUACAGCCCUGUGGACCAGAUGCUAUACGCCUACUGUGACUCCUCCAUGGUCUCCUAUAAGGUUCUGUUUGGGUAAAUGGAUAAUACUGACACGUUUUCCAUUAAAAAGUUUGUAUCUAAAUAAUAGCUGCAGUAAUAGUGACCAGCAUGACAAAUAAAGGGUGAUUCAUUAAAUCACAUUAUUCUUUGCCUUAACUAGGGUGCUUCCGCAUUGCGUUUAAAAUCGUAUUUCCUUUUUAGAGCCGAAAUGCAACUACAUUUACUUGGUGUGGCCAGCUUUACUUGCCCAAAAAAGGUUUUUAGGCUUUGACAAACUGUUUCCUUUCCCAAUAUAUCAUCCAAUGUAUAUAUACCCAAUAUAUCAUCAGCUAGCUAGCUAGCAGACAGACAGACAUGUUGGUUUAAUUCACUCUCAAGAUGCAAUAACAAUAUACAUUUAAACUAUCUGUGUGGACCAUUGUUUACCCUUCAGGCAGUAAGAGUAUUAAAAAGACACUUUCAACAUGUGGUUUUGUAUGCCAAUGCCGAGCAGCAGGUGUAUUUAAUGUAGUAAUUAAAAAUAUCUUCACAUGUGA